AUGGCGGAUAUUAUUACAAGAAAGGCUGAAGGAGGGCCAGAAAAAUUCCCACCUGCCCGCCCCAGUGCCAAGAAUAUCGGGAACAUCUGCAAGGAUGGGAGUAAGAAGCUGUCCCAGGGCCUGAAAGGCUCCGGUUACUCAAACGUCUAUGACAAGGCUAAUGUCCUCGUGGAUCUGGGAGGCGCACUGGGCAAGUGCUGCCAGCAGUCUGAAAAAGAGAAGCUCCCUUGCUCCCAGAAAGCAUGGUCAGCCCUCUUGAACAAGAUGUGCGAACAGCAAGGCGCAGUAAAGAUGGAACAGAAUAAGUGCUGCCUAAUGGAUGGUGCCGCCAUGGAAAACUGUUUUGACCAGAAUUCCCGCUUCCCAAAUUACGAUUUCAAGAAUUGAUGGGCGAUUCUGUAGUGACCAACGUAACAUUUGCAGCUUCUUUGCAUAUAUACUGCGUGUGAUUUGACUAGUAUUAUGUAACUCCAAUUAACAUGAAGCUGUUUCUUACCUGCCUUGAUCCUUCCCUAUAAAAACAAUCAAUCAUUAUGGCCAAGGUUGUUUAAAUGUUUUCUUUUUAUUGUGUUUUUUCAAAAAGAUGUAGCCAAUGUAACAGCUUUGCAACCUCAAGAACUUAUCUGUAACGUGGGCAAGCUUUUCCUCUGAAAGUAUGAAUCAAUUUUUCUUCUGUUUGUUGCACUAUACUAACGUUUCACGGCCAAGUGUCAAAUCGGUGGUAAUGUUUAUUUGAAAACUGCAGAAAAGAGGUUUUCUGGCAAAUGAAAUGUGACCAACGUAACAUGACCGAUGUAACAAUGUGACAAUUCUUUCCUAGACAAUCACAAAAUAAAGGACUUCAUGGCAUGUGA
Messenger RNA from Podarcis raffonei (Aeolian wall lizard), 854 nucleotides. RefSeq names its product extracellular matrix protein 1-like. The transcript has 3 exons. Gene Ontology annotation, cellular component: extracellular region. NCBI's taxonomy places the organism in Eukaryota, Metazoa, Chordata, Lepidosauria, Squamata, Lacertidae. The record is from RefSeq and is a predicted model, not a curated record. The coding region runs from base 1 to 387 and encodes 128 amino acids. Gene Ontology annotation, biological process: signal transduction; regulation of bone mineralization.